Molecule: messenger RNA, 772 nt
Organism: Budorcas taxicolor (takin)
Lineage: Eukaryota; Metazoa; Chordata; Mammalia; Artiodactyla; Bovidae
Gene: CDC42EP5
Product: CDC42 effector protein 5
Exons: 3
Coding region: 260-721 (153 amino acids)
Source: RefSeq, a predicted model, not a curated record
ACGGCCUUAACCCUCUCGGCCCCAGACGGGCCGAGCUGGACUGGGCGGGAACUCUGCGCCCCUCUGGGCUCCCAUCAUGGCCCCCGAGAGGGGCUGACGCUUCCGUUCCCGGUGCAGGUGAGAUCCCGCCCGGAGGAAGGCGGAGGGAGGCGCGGGCCCGGGACCAGGAGGCGGAGGCGGGCCCCGAACCGAGAGGAGCGGGUCCCGGGCGGAUCCGGAGUCUGAGAGCGCGCCCGCCCGGUUCGGCAAGGACCGCGAGAUGCCGGUGCUGAAGCAAUUGGGCCCCGCGCAGCCCAAGAAGCGGCCGGAGCGCGGCGCCUUGUCCAUCUCCGCGCCGCUCGGCGACUUCCGGCACACGCUGCACGUGGGGCGCGGCGGCGACGCCUUCGGGGACACCUCGUUCCUGAGCCGCCACGGCGGCGGGCCGCCCCCUGAGCCCAGGGCGCCGCCCGCGGGGGCCCCGCGCACUGCUCCGCCGCCCGCCGUGCCGCAGGCCUCGCCGCCCGCCCUCCGUGCGCCCGCGCCCGCCGACCCGCUGCUGUCCUUCCACCUGGAUUUGGGCCCCUCCAUGCUGGACGCGGUGCUGGGCGUGAUGGACGCGGAGCGCCCGGGCGCCGCUGCCGCCAAGCCGGACGUGGACCCCGGCCCCGAGGCGCAGCACCCCCGGGCCCGCUGCCUUGCCAACGCGGACCUCGAGCCGGACGACGUCAUCGGCCUGUAGGCACCCCCAUUCCCUGCGCUCUUACCGCCCAGCGCCCCACUUCUUUCUACA